Molecule: messenger RNA, 1369 nt
Organism: Bombina bombina (fire-bellied toad)
Lineage: Eukaryota; Metazoa; Chordata; Amphibia; Anura; Bombinatoridae
Exons: 2
Coding region: 481-1353 (290 amino acids)
Source: RefSeq, a predicted model, not a curated record
UGAAGGGUUAAGCUGCUGCUACUUGGCAAUAAUAAUAAAAAGCCAAACCCCUCUUCUGCUACAACUACAUACCCACCACAUUCCUGAGUGAUCAUGUGGCAUUUCUGGCUUUCCCUCCUGCACAACGGUAGAGAGAGAACCUCCUGUCACGAGGAUGCAAACAGGCAUACCUCCACCACCACCAAGAGUCACAGCCAUGCAGCCACCACCACCAGUCACAGGCAUGCAGCCACCACCACCAGUCUUCAGGCAACCACAUAGACAGUAUGCUCCCAGGCAUGAGCAGGGUUGGAUGUCUUCAGUUGAGGACCCAGAAGUGAUGCCACCACCAUUGACAUAUGACCCCUGGCAAGAUUCCUGGCCAGAGGAAUGUUCUUCUUUUGGCUUUGAGGGGGAGCCAAGACAGCCACAAAGGGUCCAUGUAUUUCCCCCCCCCCCCCAACACAAUCUCAGGGCAGUCAUGGCUUUUACACACAGAGUAUGUCACAAGAAGUGCCAACUGGACAGGCUGAGUGGUCACACACUGGUCAUCAGUGGGACUAUCAAUCCACCCUGAGAGCUCCCCCAUCCUCAUCACUUGGGAAAGCUCCACCAUCCUCAUCACUUGGGAGAGCUCCACCAUCUGCAGAUGUAAAUAUAGCUGAAACUGUGUCACAAGCACCAGCAGAUGCAGCUGACAAUGUCCCACAAGCACCAGCAGAUGCAGCUGACAAUGUCCCACAAGAACCAGCAGAUGCAGCUGAAAAUAUCCCACAAGAACCAGCAGAUGCAGCUGAAAAUGUCCCACAAGCACCAGCAGAUGCAGCUGAAACUGUCCAACAAGAACGAGCAGAUGCAGCUGAACCUGCACCUCAAGUACCUAGAAGCCCUGCUGCUCAAGAGCCUGUGGAUGCAUUGUAUUCUCCCCUGGGUGAGGAAUACAUUGCACUCCAGAGGAGGCUCAUAACAAGCUCUGAGAGCAGACAAAGAGGCCAAGAGAGGUUCUUCAGGAGCCAAGAGAGGUUCCACAGGAGCCAAGAGAGGUUCUUCAGGAGCCAAGAGAGGUUACACAAACGUAGCAUAGAGCUGCAGAGGGACAUGGCAGCAUCAUUAAGUGGAGGUGUUCAAAACCAGUCACAGAUGAUGCAAAUUAUGUCUGAUAUGCAGAUGCAGAUGGACAAUAGAUGGCGAGAACAAAAUCAGCUCUUGGGUGUGUUGGUUGAGCACUUUACACACCAGCAGGACACUGCCUCCAGCCUAUCAUCUGUGGCCAGCACACCAACAGAAACAUCAGAAUCUUCUGAAACCAGGAGAACAAGGAAAUCCACUCCAGUCACCUCAGCUCCUUCAUCCAAGGAGCCAAAAAAUAAAUAAAUAUUCUUACCAUAAA